UGCAUAAACCAAGCCGUCAAGUGCUCAACUCCGCUUACUAGCCACGGCGGAACGGAGGUGAUAACACUCCCUAUUUCCACGGAUGCCCUAGUCCGCACCGAAAUUUGGACCAAUGAUCCUAAGUCCUCAGAAGCCUAUGUGACUCUGAAGCCCUGCUGUCCAAUGGAUGGCUGUCUUCAAAAUGUCCAUUUUGUGGACAGUUUCUCUGAGGUGGCACAUGCAACCGCCGCAGGUUCACCCACCCCAAGGUGUCUGGUUCUGAAAUCCCCGAACAGGUCGCCAGACGUCUACGCAAUGACAGACAGCCCUUCCAGUCCCACCUCGCAACAACCGCCUCCGUCGAUAUCGAUUGUUGAUCCGAUCACCGGGAAUCGCAUAUUCGUUCCUCCCUUCACCACAACCGCCGCUACGGUCUCCAAUCUCGUCUCGUCCUUCACAUCGCCCGGAUCACCCCUGGAUUCCGCGUCUUCUCCCAAGGGGACAGCAGCAUCUGCGAUCGGAAAGGACUUUCUUGAAAAGGGCCAAUCAGAGACACCUUUGCCUGCCCCGGACAUGUGCAAUUCCGAGAACCCCGCGUAG
Mesocestoides corti is the source of this 579-nucleotide messenger RNA. Lineage: Eukaryota; Metazoa; Platyhelminthes; Cestoda; Cyclophyllidea; Mesocestoididae. The record is from the annotation of a GenBank genome assembly.